Molecule: messenger RNA, 315 nt
Organism: Loa loa (African eye worm)
Lineage: Eukaryota; Metazoa; Nematoda; Chromadorea; Rhabditida; Onchocercidae
Exons: 2
Molecular function (GO): calcium ion binding
Source: RefSeq, a predicted model, not a curated record
GAACAAAUAAAUUUGAAUGCCUUUAAAGAUUAUGCUGAAGCUGUGUACAGUUUAAAUGUCCCAUUUAUGGUAUAUAAUUUGGAUCAGUUAUUUAAUCAAAUGCAUAUUUAUAAUGAUCAUAAUGAUCGCAAUGAUAGUAAUCCAUCGAUCUCACUCCAAUUAUCACCAAAUUUCAAAUAUUAUAUUAUGCAAUGUUUCAAGAAGAUGGAUACUGACAAUGAUGGAUUUAUAACUGUGGAAGAUGUGGAAAGGAUAUUAUUACCUGAAUGUAAUUCGAAACGACUUUUUAAAGAAGCUCAUUUUUUGCAUUCUUAA